Candidula unifasciata is the source of this 615-nucleotide messenger RNA. The record is from the annotation of a GenBank genome assembly. Lineage: Eukaryota; Metazoa; Mollusca; Gastropoda; Stylommatophora; Geomitridae.
AUGGCUGUUUCACUAUUGUAUUUUCUGCUUGUGACAAUUUUACCACAAAAUUACCCAAAUGAACCCGCUGUUGUUACUAAGAUCGCCACAGCAUUGAAUGAUUCUACAGCCGACGGGAACGUCUUGUUCAAAUUCACAGUUGCAGGUGAAGCUUCAGUUAUCGUCAUCGUCAGAGUACGAAGCAACGCUGCCUUAGACAGAAUCACCAGUAGGCUGAGAUGUACUGGGUAUCUAGAAAUCAGGAGUCAGCCAAUAAUUACUUAUGAAAGCCAUGCACGAAAUCUGAAUGUUUCCGCUGAUUUAACUGGUCCUUACGAAGGAACUCUACAACCAGAAAACAUUUACUGGUUUAAUUUGAGGGUUGACUACAACAAUAAAACCACGGAAGAGUUGUUGGAUAUUUGGAAAACUGAAGCGGAGAGUUUUUUAGGAUCUAGGAAAAGUGGAAGUGUGCGAGCUGUGGCGUUCAAGAAUCUUGGUGAAAGAGAAGUUCAGUUGUUUAUUAACGCUCCACAGCCAGAUCAGUUUGACCUUCUGUUGUUUAAUACACCUAUUGUACAAGCCAUUGGCUCUGACAUCCGCGCCAUGUCAAAGGGUGUGCUGUUUCUGAAUUAA